Chilo suppressalis (striped riceborer) is the source of this 13349-nucleotide messenger RNA. The record is from the annotation of a GenBank genome assembly. NCBI's taxonomy places the organism in Eukaryota, Metazoa, Arthropoda, Insecta, Lepidoptera, Crambidae.
AUAAAUAGUAAUCUGUGGUUUUGUACGAACACUGAACGAAAGAAGGAAGGAAAACGAAACGAGUCGUCAAAUUAAUCGUUUCAGCUAUAAUAUAAUGAUUAAAAAAUUAAUCAAUGGUUAAAAUAAAUUGUGACUGUGCUGAGAAUAAUUAAAAGAAAAAGUAAAUGAAAAUUUAUUCGCCAUGCAUCGCCGCAGAGGUCCUAAUUUCACAUACGUUAGUGGUUGCGUGAAGUAUAUGAUUUUUGUUCUUAAUUUUAUAUUUUGGUUAUUUGGUGGAUUAUUGAUUGGUGUUGGACUUUACGCGUUCAUUGACAAAUGGCAAGCUACUGGUCUGAUAAAGCUGGAUACGGUAUACGAUGUGAUGUUGAACAUCAGUUUGCUGAUAGCUCUGCUGGGUGCUGUUGUGUUUGUGGUCAGCUUUGCUGGCUGCGUAGGCGCACUCAGAGAGAACACAUGUCUGCUUAAAUUCUACUCAUUGUGCCUGCUCAUCUUGUUCCUAGUAGAAAUGGGUGGUGCAGUAUGUGGGUUUGUGUUCCCUCGCUCUUUACACGGGCUGCUUGAGCUCAGCUUCACAGAAAGAGUCGUGCACGCUUACAGAGAUGACCCUGAUCUGCAGAACUUCAUUGACUUCGCUCAAAGUGAUUUCCAUUGCUGCGGACUGACCUCGGACGGUUACAUGGAUUGGUCCAAGAACGAGUACUUCAAUUGCUCGUCGCCCUCAGUGGAGAGGUGCGGGGUUCCGUUCUCGUGCUGCAUCAACGCCACGGACAUAUCGUCGGGGCUAGUCAAUAUCAUGUGCGGUUAUGGGGUGCAGAACUAUCCGGUCGCCGAAGCUAGUAAACGCAUAUGGACUAGCGGGUGCAUAGAGAUAGUGCGUUCUUGGGCCGAGAGGAAUCUCUAUACGAUCGCAUCCGUCGCGCUGGGUGUCGCACUGUCGCAGCUCUUCGUCAUAUAUCUGGCCAAGACGCUUGAAGGGCAGAUAGAACUGCAGAAAGCUAGAUGGCAGACAUGAAACAGGGGUAGCGCGGGUGCGUACCGCGACGAGUGCCGGCGCGCGCUUCUCUAGCGCCCGCCCUACACCCUGCCCGACCCCGCCAUACCACCCAUACAACCCUUCACGCCAUACUAGAAGAUAACAGGUACGUAGUAACAGUGUAGCUGUGAAGACCGCCGCUGGAAUGAUCGUCACCAUUAGCUACGAUGUCCACCUGCAGCUCUAACUAUGGUUUUCCGCGGAUGCCAUGGCUACUUAAAACUACUGCGUCAGGAAGCGGCUAUGAUAUCUAUCUGCAGCUGCAACGUUCGACUGUGGCUACAAUCAUCAACAUACCUCUACUGUAUAGCUACGGCGUCGACUAGGCAUAAAGACCACGCUGAAAUUAUAGUUACCGGUAGCUAUGAUGCCCAUCUGCAGCUUCAGCAGCUGUGGUUGUUAUACCACGGCUACUCAUAACUACGGCGGCAGCAAGCGCUUAUGAUGAUCUGCAGCUACAACGUCAUCAUACAGUUUCCACGACGACCCACAGCAGCAAGCGGCUAUGAUAUCUACUUGAAGUUAUGACGUCCGACUGUGGCUGUGGUUGUCCACUGAUACCAUGGCUACUUAUAAUUAGGCUAUCAGCGAGCGUCUAUGAUGAUCUGCAGCUACAACGCCAUCAUACAGCUACAACGUUCGAUUGUGGCUAUGGUGCACUGUUCGCGGCUAAGAUGGCAACCUAUAUCUACGGCAUCAACAAGUGGCUACGAUAUCUUCUUGCGGACUUUAACCAACGGUUACGAUGCAGCUGCGUUAGUGUGACUGUUGUGAUGGUUGUUCGCGGUUACGACAGCCAAAUCUAGCUACGGUAUCAACAAGAGGCCAUACGACGCAUCGAUAUACGGCUAAUACGCCCAUCUACAGCUAUGAUGUUUGACUAUGGCUAUGAUGUACCGUCGUGCCUGAGAUAGCCUACAGCUAAGGUUCAACAGACGGCUACAAUUUCCACCUGCAGCUACAACGUUCGACUGUGGUUAUGCCUAUAACUAUUACAUCAACAAGCGGCUGCGGAUUGUAACAGCGCCGCUGAUAACAAGCGGCUAAGAGUCAGGGCAAACUUUUUACAGCUACAUCUGUAUUACAUCCCAAAGUUUAAAGCGUGCAGUUGAAGGCAAGUUUUAUGCGAACAUCCAAAAUUGUAACACUCGUUGAUGGGAAUAACUUUUUAACAGAUACGCUGUGUUAUCAAUCAUGUUUUUAAAUUUCUACUGAUGUGCGAACAUAGAAUUCUUGUUUCAUAUUUAUUGACAUGUAGAAGGUCUGCAAAAAAACUUGCUUCACGGGCUGUAUUGAGACUCUUAAACUAAAAAUUAUGUGGUAGUACUUCUUAGGCGUGGAAUCUUUUCUCCCAUUUUUGUUAUUGAUAAGUGCUACCACGCUGGCAUGCGGCUACAACGUAGUACCUAUGGUACGAUCGUGCGGCUACGGCGUAGGGGUGUAGUGUUGUGGAUAACGGCGUACUCGUGCAAAAAUAGUGACAAUAUUCUUUAAACGUGUAAAGUGUAUGACUCUUUGUGUAUUGUUAAUUGAUAUGAGCUGUAGUCUCUAUGUAUAUUAGUGAUGCUCUACUGUAGAGCGUAAAAGAAAAUAGAAUAUUUAAAUGUGUUUAUGUUCCCUUUCUAAGAAAUGAGAAAAUUGGGCAUUAUGGAGUGGAACAUCGAGUCUGUGAUGAAAAGUUUAGGAGUACGAAGUAAAUAGAUGAAGCUUAAUUUAACCGAACUUAAUAAUAGUUAGUAAUAUUAUGCUCUCUUUAGUCUUCCCUCAUCAUCAUCACUUUGACGUAUUGAAAUAACUUGUAAUAUAAUUUAGGUACUAUAAUCAAUAUACUGGUUACAAGCAAACUUUGCAAACCAAGCUCAAUGGUCAAAGCUAGUUAGCCUGUUGUCAUUCGCUCAUAAGUAAUUAUCAUGAAUUUGUAUGCAAAAUAUAAUGUGACUUUUGUUUGCUAUUGUAACAUUAUCAUUUUGUUGCUAUUUUGAUAGAUUAAAUAACGGGGUUAGUCUAUGUAAUUCUAUUUUCUAAGAGCUUGUAACUUAAGCAAUAUGGAGUGAGAACAGUAUGAAAAAUAUUUAAUUUGAACUGAGUAAUUUGACUGAAAACAUAUUUGAUCAAUAUUACCUGUUAGUAAUUACUGAUGUUAUAAGUUACUAAGAGUCUCCGGCUAUUUAUUUUUUAAGUCACAAGUAAUAUGAUGAAUGAUGAAUGUGUUUGGUAUUGACUGAUAUUAAAUGUACAAAAUUAAUUUUACUAUAAUUUUUGACAUGAGCUUGACUAAGCGCUAUUAUCAUUAUCUUUAUUAAGACUCUUAGCUGCCAAAAACAACUCAAUUUUAUUCAAUAGUACUCGUUUAAAAGCAAAAGAAACGAUAUCCAAUAAAUAUAUCCCUAAGAAAACACAGAGUACAAAAUUGUAUGUACUACGAAUAAAGUCAUCACGCGACGUAUUAAAGGCGUGUUUAAUUGCGAAUCGUAUUUGUCAAAUUGUAUAACGUAAACAGCACUGUCUAGGCAACCCGUUUAAGUUUCUCUAAUAAAACAAAUGGCUGCAGAAUCGAGCGGCGGUAUCUCGAAUUAUUCGUGUUAUUUAAAACGUGUUCUAUGUAUUAUUUAACGUGCAUUUAUUUAUUUGUAGCAUUAUAAUUUUGAUGUUCACGUCUAAUCGCUGCUUAAAAACUUCACACACACACACAACAAAAGUAUAAAUUAUUUUUGCGUAAAGUGUAUUUGAGGUCAUUGGCAUUCAAAUAUGAAUCUCGAAAAAUAAUAAAAUAGUUAUAACAGUUUUUGUACCGAGUGUUGUAAAAAUAAGAAAAUAUUGUCAUUUGUUCAAAAUACAGGUUCAUUAACGGUUUAUAGAUUAAAAAAGAAAUGUUUAGAUAUUGCUAUCAUAAACAAAUAAAAGAGUUAUUUAAAAGAAGAGAAAAUCAAUGUUUGUAUGUAAUAUUUUCAUUUAAUAAUUUAGUCAUGUACAAAAUUAGUCUAAAAAUUUUAUGACGUCCGAUUCAGUUGAGGAUAUAAUUAUUGGCGUUAAAUGGAUUAAUUUACUGUAGAUGCUACGGCCAAAGUCUCGUUAGUGAUACUAGCGCCGUAUGCAGAUAUGUCAAAUGUAAGUCUGAUUAUAGUUAAAGUUGUCACCUUCUAUGCGUCGACAAUAGAAGACGCAUGACUUGAAGCAUAAAAUUUAAGUGACGUGUCUGAUACGGACGUUAUUAUCCGACAAAUUGUAAGCACGUCAUUUGCUUAGAAGUGGAUAUUUUUUUAGCCUUGUUUUUUUCUUAUGGAAUUAUAAAAAAGCUUUCAUAUUGACUAACAAAACAAUUGAUGAUCUCUAAUUUAAUAUGAUCUCUCGAAAAUAUGUUUGGAACUGAUAAAAAGCAAAACUGAGUUUCGUGGAACACUUGGUUGGAACGAAGUUAAAAAUUAACAUAAUAGAGCAAGAGCCAGCGGCCCGCAGGCCUUCGGUAAAGUAUAAAAGCUGUAAGUUUCUCAAUGUAUGUCCCCAACACAGGUAAGAACGAACCCCGUCUAUGUAACUUGGGUCGCGGUGGCUUUCGCAGGUAUCAGGUAAUAAAGGUGUGUAAAAUUGUGUGUUAAAUUUGGUAAAGUAUAAAACUCAGUUUUUACAUAUUUUACUUAUAAUAAUCCUAAAAGUCACCUUGCCAAAAGCCAGACACUUCGUACGGUUCCAACCCUCUGCCAGACACCCUUAAAGUAUAUUUAAUUGUUACUAUACUUACGGUAUAGUAUAAAAGCUGCAAUUUAUAUAUGUUAUUUGGAUAACUAUAAAAUAAUGUUUUCUCAAUAGCCAGACAGUUUCAGUGGUUCCUUUAUGUUGCCAGGCACAUCAAAAGUCUAAUGUAGGUGCGAGCGCGAGGGAUAUAUGUGUCAGCGGGUGCGAGUGAAAUAGCGCGUUCGGUCCAUUAUAGUUAUCCAAAUAACAUAUAUAAAUUGCAGCUUUUAUACUAUACCGUAAGUAUAGUAACAAUUAAAUAUACUUUAAGGGUGUCUGGCAGAGGGUUGGAACCGUACGAAGUGUCUGGCUUUUGGCAAGGUGACUUUUAGGAUUAUUAUAAGUAAAAUAUGUAAAAACUGAGUUUUAUACUUUACCAAAUUUAACACACAAUUUUACACACCUUUAUUACCUGAUACCUGCGAAAGCCACCGCGACCCAAGUUACAUAGACGGGGUUCGUUCUUACCUGUGUUGGGGACAUACAUUGAGAAACUUACAGCUUUUAUACUUUACCGAAGGCCUGCGGGCCGCUGGCUCUUAGACUAUAAGUAAAAGUAUACAACUAAACACUACGCUACGAAACAACUGACGGUUGUGAUGUGACGGGAACACCUUACACUUUUUUCGCGUAGCACCCAUCCGCCAAAUUGUUUGUUCCAAAAUAUAACGUGAUAUACUUGCAUUCCGGAUAUAGCUUUUACUGCUAUAAAAUAGAGUUGAAAUACUUAUGUGACAUAGACUUCGCAUAAGUUCUGAAAUAGCAUAAAAAGAAUGAACUCCCAAUUAAAAUUAUUGAUAAAUUCUGAGUUCUAGUCCUCCUUUUGUUAUGGUCUGUUUCUGAUCUCGUUAACACCAGGAUGGCAUUAGUGGCCAUAAUACAUUAUUAAAAAAAACAACGCAUAUGUGCAUCUUGUUGCUGGAGUAUUAAAUUUAAAAACUUACGAUUGUAUUGCUAUGCUUUUUGAAAUCUGCUUCAAUAACCAAUUGAAUUAUGCCAGUAUUAUUAAAACCCAGUAUUAUUUUUUAAAUCAAACUAACAUGUUAUUUUUCUAUCAAUAAAACUAAUAACUCAUCAAUGUUUUAAAGUGUCACCUACCCGAGAGGUCCCGAGUUCGAAUCCUAGUAGGGGCAGAUAUUUGUACUCCAGUCAUGGAUGUUUUAUAUGUAUUCCGUACUAGUAGACACUGUAUAUGUAUUAUAUCCGUUAACCUAGUAUCCCAUAACGAAAACCUAGAGUGCUUACUUUGGGGCUAGGCUAAUUGGUGUGAGCGUUGGAAUUACAUAAUUAAUUAGUUUUAAAAGUAUGGCUUGCAGUUUAUAGUUUUUUAAAAAAGUAAGCAAUAGAAAAUUGAUCUUAUUUUUAAGUAAAUGCUUUUAGAAGUGCAAUAAUUAUAUUGUUUAGUAAUUUGUGUAUUGUUGCUAUCUCUAUGUUAUGCACUUGUUAGUUAUUUUCUAUAUUGAAAAUUAAUUGUAUUAGAUAGUCAAUGCUAUGACACUAGAUAAAACAGCACUGCGAAUAGUGCUAUUAUAUUUUGUAUGCAAUAAAAGAGUUACGUGGUCUUAACGGUGUCUUAUCCUGUUAGCUUAUACGUCUCGGCAAAGUUUGUUAUUAAAAAGUAUUUUCCAAAUUAUGAUGUUGUAGGAAGCGUUGUAGAGCAAUUCCGACGUGACCAAACUAUACCACGGAACUAAAGCAGAUUUCCCUUCUGUUAAAUUAUAUCUUAUGAAUCUAGCGAAUUUAUGUAUGUAUGUCACCGGAAUAUAAUACAUUCCGUAGGUUUAUCAAUUUCCUAGUAAAUUUAUAAGAUAAGAAUAUAAAUGAGAGAUAAAAUGUAUUAUCUUACGGGGACAUGCUUGAAUAUUAAUCAAUUUACUAUUUAGAUAAAUUUACUAAGAAAUUGAUAAACUUACGGAAUGUAUUAUAUUCCGAUGACAUGUAUAUCAUUAUUCGCUGCGGUCCAAAUUGCGUGAUAUCGUACAAUUUGCACAGAGAGCGCGCAUACUAGUGGUCUUAAAUUAUCGUAUUCGUCAUCGAAAUCCAUGUGACGUUAUUAGUGAUGUCAUCAAGCCAUGUAAACGCUGCUCACGAAAUUAAAAUUUGACGCUUGGACUAGUCUGAAGUUUUGUGUUGCUAAAAAUCCGAUUACUUUCCCAAAUCCAUCACUUUCCUAAAUUAAUAUUGAACUUAGUUCGUCCAUCGUCUUGAUGUUGAAACUACAUAAACACAAAUUAAAUAUUUCAUAAACUUUUUAAUAAAAAAACAGAUCAUUAUUGAUAAAACACCACACCAACCGAUUUGUUUUUACUUAAAUUCUUAUUGAAGCGUCAUGUCGUCUAACAUUUAAACCAAAUGCGAAUAAAGUGCAAUCUGAAUUGAUUGCGCGCAAACAGUGCACAUAGCACCGUACAUAAUUCGGAUUGAGGCAUUUGCAGGCUUUCGGAACGUUGAUAGUGUUUUCGUAAUGAAAAAUGAAAUAAAAGUUUAUUAUUAACAACAUAAAGCGUUAAAUAAAACAAGUUUUAUCAGGUUAGAUGCACUGAUUUUAUUUAUUUAUAGACGUUACCUAAGAAACAAAUAAUAUAAAGCGUGUUACAAUUAUAGCGGUUGGAUUCCCCUUUUAAGUGUGAGAACAGUGAACACGUGUCAGGGAAAACCUCUCGCAUAGCUUGAAGUGGUUAUAUAAAAUACAGCCAGUGCAGUGUUAAAUAAAUAUAUACAAACAUUACUUAUAGACCGGGAGAUGAUGACACAAAAUACUUGGUCAUUUGUACCAGUAUGGCGGUUCUUCAGGGGUCUAAUUACGUAAAGGCAAAAAGGAAAAUGAUGGUCAUAGCGCUCGCACCGGCGGCCCAAUCGCGUGGGCGUUAAUCGAACGCGUCGGAUAAAUAACGAGUGUCGAACGAUUUGUUCCACAAAAAUGCUUAUAUUUUCAGAUAGUCGAAAAAAAGAAGUAGGCGGUAGCGUAAUGCCAUACUUCUCGGGUGUGACUUACAGCCCGCCAUACCGACGCGAAUACAUUAAUUUAAAUAAAACAAUUCAACCAUUUGUACCAGGCCAAUUUUUGCACAGCUAAUCAUCGUCGAGUAGCCAUUCACGAAAAUCACCUUGCCAUACUUUUCCGACAGUUUCCAAUGGCCGCCAUACCGCUGCAAAGGAAUAUUUUUUUUUUUUUCGCCACACGAUUUGUACCACCCUGAAACUUUUUUUAACAGUUCCCCGUAUGAUCAUAAAUAGAAGUCUGAUAAUGCCAUACCUGUGGGAGGUGGCGAAUGUGAACAAUAUUUUUUCAAAGUCGUAAGAUUUUAUUCGUAAUUCGAACGAUUUGUACCAGUAUGGCACUAUUUUUUCCUGUAAGUUUGAGGUUUAACGAAUAUAAAUACAAAGUUUCAAACACCUAAGUGGCGGCAAUCUUGUCUUAUAAGCAGAUUUUAUGUUGUAUAAUAUUCUGCGGUUCCCACCGCUCGAAAGAUUUCUCGAAUUGUAGAGGUCUUGGAUUAUUUUUUUUAGGUUGAAUUUUAUCCAAAUAAACCGAAUACAAUGAUGCCAUACUGUAACAAAUGAUUUUAUGUCUUGUACCUUGAAAACGUGUCGAAAAAUCAGGUUUUUCAAGUAUGGCGCCACUUUUUCCCUCUACUACAAGUAUGGCAAAUAUAAUAAUGGUCACAUUGUAUCGUAUAAUUUCCAAAAAUCCAAAUGCCAUACUGGUACAAAUUGUCAAUUUUUUUUUUUCUUUUUCACCUUUUAGCUCAAGUCCGACAGUCAUCCGCCCCAUGUUUACAAUCUGUAAUAAAUUUUUUUACGUACAAUUGCAUCCAAAUGACGAGAAUACAAUGAUGUCAUGAUGUAAAAAAUGAUUUUACGUAUUUUGCAGUCGUAUUUUGAAAACGUGUCAAAUAAAUAAGUAUUUCAAGUAUGGCAGCACUUUUUCCCCCUACUAGAAGUAUGGGAAAAAUAAUAACGGUCACAUUUUGCCAAAUACUUUCCAAAAAUUCAAAUGCAAUACUGGUACAAAUCGUUUGGCGAAAAAAAAAAUUACUCCUUUGCAGCGGUAUGGCGGCCAUUGGGAACUGUCGGAAAAGUAUGGCAAGGUGAUUUUCGUGAAUGGCUACUCGACGAUGAUUAGCUGUGCAAAAAUUAGCCUGGUACAAAUGGUUGAAUUGUUUUAUUUAAAUUAAUGUAUUCGCGUCGGUAUGGCGGGCUGUAAGUCACACCCGAGAAGUAUGGCAUUACGCUACCGCCUACUUCUUUUUUUCGACUAUCUGAAAAUAUAAGCAUUUUUGUGGAACAAAUCGUUGGACACUCAUUAUUUAUCCGACGCGUUCGAUUAACGCCCACGCGAUUGGGCCGCCGGUGCGAGCGCUAUGAUCAUCAUUUUCCUUUUUGCCUUUACGUAAUUAGACCCCUGAAGAACCGCCAUACUGGUACAAAUGACCAAGUAUUUUGUGUCAUCAUCUCCCGGUCUAUUAUGCAUUAAAAUUACUGAUUACAUAUGAUGAGUACAUGCAAACUGUUAGGACCAACGCAGGACCACUGCAAUGUGGACCACCACAGGGGUUGUGCGAGUGUCGUAAUUACAGUAUUUUAUGAAUGUAGAAUAAGAGCAGCAGCGCCAUACAUUUUAGGCACUUUCUUCAUCAACUCCAGUAGGAAUUUUGAGGGUUUUAUCGGUAUGGUAUUUAUAACAUUUUUCCUUGUUGAAGUUUGUUAUGACCUGUUCGUAUUAGCGAAAAAUGAACGAACUUUGCCGAGAGCAUAAUAAUUAUCUUUGCGUAAUUCUAUUGUUUUAUUUUUCUUUAUGAUCAUGAUUUUCAUUUUUAUGAAAAUACGUUUAGUUACUUAAGUAAUAAUUAUAUUACUUAAGUAACUAAACGUAUUUUCUACCAAUUAAGUAAACAAAAGAGUAGUAUUUGUUUGAAUUGUAUUAAAUAUAAAGUAAUAUAAAUAUGGAGGGUACUCUAUUCGUAUCUCCAAAAUAAAAUGGUAUCGUAAUCAUUUUAAUCAUCAACUACAUAAUGCGCCUUGAUUUAUAUUUUACUGUCGCUCUGUCCCUUUCUUAAACGUAGAUAUAGCGGUUUUUAGAGUGAGAGAGAUGGCAAAUUAUAUGCUUACCUAACAUUUGUAUCGACCAGACGAUUCACAGGCAUAUCCUCUCUCUCUCCGAUUUAUGUCACAACCUUGUGAUAGAAAGAGAUGAUGGAUGGUAAAGUACUUAGACUUAUAUUUAUUGCCUAUGCCAUUACAUUAUUUUGCGGUCAUGUAUUGUGCCAGUUUUAAAUAUAGGAUAAGAUUAUUUCAAUUAUGCUUUAAUGAUAAUCGAAUUUGGAACUAUAUACAGGUUUGAUUUUUAGACGAAGUGGGUUGUAUUGGUGAAUGUGAAAGGCUUGUAAUGAACGAAUAAUUUGUAAAAUUAUAACACGGUAUAAUGAAUAAUUCAAAAUGUCUCUUUUGCAAAUAAUAUCUCUUUCCACUGUUGAAGAAUAGUGACGGAAAAUACUAGACUUUAAGCGUAGUUUAUAAUUUUACAGUUUCUGUACCACUCACCUGUAUGCUCAAUGUUUAAUCAAUUUAUAACCAAAUAAUAUAGUUAUUAUUAUAAUAAUGUAAGUGUUCCAAUUAUUUUUUAGUCAAUAUUGUAAAAACCUUAUUGGAUGUGGUAUUAAAUUCUGUUGUACCAUCCCUAAACCUUAUUUAAGUUGUCUGUCAAUAGGCUAGUUGACUCAUAUCGAAUUGUAUUAAAUAAAUGUUUAUUUCUUACAGUAUUUGGUCUAAGGAACCUAAAUAUAUCGAUUUCACUUCAUAAAAGCAGAAGAUUGCUGUAGAAAUUUAAUUUUAAAAAAUAUUUUUUAGUCUAUAUUUUUUAAACACUAAAAACGCUGUUCGCCACAUCCGCCACGAUUGUGACGUCUCUUUCAGUAAACAACUAAAUGUCAUUCGCGUGUUAUUGUGGGUGGAUUCUUUAGUCUGAAUAAAUUUAUCUUAAAACACUUUUAACUUUAGAAAAGUUUCCGUUUACUUAUUUUUUUGACAAAACUAAUUAUGGAUGCCGGCUUUGUGAAAGCAGAAAGCACAAAUCUGCCAAGAAUUGACGCAUUGAUGCUUGGUGAAUUUUUUGCACUAAACCCCCAUUUUUGCUCUGCGGAGCAGUGAAACGACAAGGCAUCUAUGUAAGUACAGUGCAUUUAGUAUUACAAUGUAGUUAUAAACAUAAAACUGAUACAACAUAUGAAUAAGUGUAAUAAAGUUGCGUAGGUUAAUUUCUUUCGGCACUUUAAUCCAUAACAUUCCUGGAGUCUUCAAGGAUGUGUUUUUAUAUUCUCGUACAAUACAAUAAUGAUAAUUACUUUAUUUUUCGUGGUAUUUAUUAGAAAUCGUGUUCUUUUUAUCAUAAACUCAGAUAAGUUAUUUUCUACGUGCUUACGAGUUUUUGUUUACUAUAAUUGACAUCAUAGCAUAGACAAUCUAUAGACUAAAAUGGCCGACAGCGUUUUUGUAUGUCCAUGAAAAUUCUAUUUUAAAAUUAAAGAUUUGUAGCUUUCUAGGUCUCAAAAAAAUACAAUACAUUUUUUUUCGGUCUAAUAGAACAUUUAUUCACCAUUUAAAACCUUUUUCCAAAAAGGGUCAACUAGCCUAUUAUUUAUUUGGGAAAGAAAAAUUACCAAAAUUAGAGAAAUGAUGCGAUUUGAAACUUUAUGUUAACCUUUAAAUGUAAAUAUUUCUUUAAAUUUUUCAGAUUGCGUCGUCAAUACAUAUACUAAGCAUAUUAACAAAACAGGAUUUAUUAUAUUAUAUUUCUGUUAACGACAGAAUUUAUACUCUUUUUAUUAUGUAUUAUUAGUGCAUAGUAAUAGUCAUGACUAUCUAUGAACAUGUAUUUGUUCAAUCUUAGUAUUUACAGGUAAAAAUAUCUCGACUAUUGGUGAAAAUUAACGUGCAUUUGCGAAGAGGUUGAUUAUAUUAUUACACAUUAAUAUCCACGGAAUAUUUAAAAAAGUUUGGAAGGGUUAUUGGGCAAGCACUAUAAAACAAAGUAGAUCUAUGUUUAGACCACAGAAGAUCAGGGUGUCGAUUCUGCUAUGUAAAAGCAAUACUUGGGAAUCAAUGGUGUUUCAGUAGAUUUGUAUUUUGUAAGUUUAUUGUUACUCAAACACAAAAUUACAAGUAGUUUAUCUACUUAAUAUUUGUUAUAGUUAUCUUAAUGCAUUUUUUAUUUUAUGUUUUAGUAACAAGAACUGUGUCAAACACGGAUAUCACUGAACCACUACUGAGAUAUUAUUUUAACGCAAGCGGAACAGUAUCGACACCCAGAUUUCUUUCAUAGACAGAGAAAGGAUUGAGCGUUGACUUUCCACAUGUACGAUAAAACUGGGAAGAUAAGUGUGAGAGAGAUGAAGCCAUAGUACGGCCAAUAGUUCGUAUAUGUAUAAGCUGUAUAAUCGCUUUCUCUUCUUUUAGGUAUUUGUCAAAAGGGAUGAUGGCGGAGUAAACGAAAUUCUAUUUAGUCCGUCAGGUAGAUCAUCGAAAAAAUAUGGACAGCUACUUUUGUGCUUUUUUAUAUUAAAAUUGAGAAAGCGCGUGGGUUUGGGAGAAACGGCUCGUGACGUCACUUCUAAGUAAAAAAUUUACAAGACGUGAAUUUUUUACUUAGAAGUGACAUUUCAUGGGACAUUUCAAAUCAAUAUAUAUCUGUAAUAAUUUUAUAAUAUGAAGAAAGCAAAAAUACGUAUCUACUACUAUACUUUUUAAUAAUCUUCUAAUCUAGAAAAAAAGAUAGUCAUCAUCCCUAUGCGAAUGUCGCUCAGUCCAUUCCAACUGCCUGUUUUUUUGCUUGCUUUUUUUUCUUUCUAUUUUUUUUCUGUUCAGUGAUAAUAUGUCGUAAACAAUGAUAUUUUUUUUUUUAUUAAUGUUGUAAUAUUAUCUUUUUCAUCUCUACAAUAAAGUUUUUGAUGUAAAUAUUGGAUUCAAGCUAAUAUUGAUUUAUGCAUUUAAUUGAUAUCAAUUUCGCAAAUUCACUAAAGUGCAGCAUUUAAGUAUCCCAAUUAGGAUUAAAAAAUCCGCCAUAUUGUUGGUAGAUAUAAGAACUGAUGUCACGACAUUGCCAUGUGUAAAUAAGAUGUUUACAAGAGCUUGUAAUACACAAUGUUUGUGAUUGAGUUAAAAUGAUGUUUGUUGCCAAAAUGUUCUUUAUAUUAAAUGUAAUAAAUGUGAUUUUUAAAUAUAGUGUAUUGUGUAAAUUGGUGGGAGCCUUUUAAGUGGGAGUUGAAUCUCACGCACUUUUGUGUAAUUCAAAAAGAAGUCGCUCUAUGGAAAUGUCUAAUUAUAAAUAGAAAAUUUUGCGCAACCGUAAUAUGAACCUUAAUGUUAUACACUUUGAACUUAUUUUCAUGUGUCUAGUUAUCUUUUUUUGUGAUAGGUAAACUCAGUGAGACGUGUACUACCGUGUAAAUGUUUAUGCACAACUGAGCAAGUGUGUGUUGUAUUGUAUGUACUGAGAGAAAGAUAUUCUUGUACUAAAUGUAUAACAAAUAACAAUAUUGAUAACAUUUUGAUUCAGAUUAAUAGAUUAAUAACAUUAUAACCGGAA